Plenodomus lingam JN3 is the source of this 531-nucleotide messenger RNA. Lineage: Eukaryota; Fungi; Ascomycota; Dothideomycetes; Pleosporales; Leptosphaeriaceae. The record is from RefSeq and is a predicted model, not a curated record.
AUGUCUUUGAAGUGCGAUGCAGGUGAGCUUACUGCCAUCGUUGGUCUUUCUGGCAGUGGCAAGUCAACUAUCGCAAGCUUGAUCACCAGAUUCUACGAUCCGCAAAGUGGAGCUGUCUUCCUGGACGGCAAAAACCUAAAAGAUAUAAAUAUCAGGAAUCUACGAGGAUUCAUCAGUCUUGUUCAGCAAGAGCCUUCCCUCCUUGAUCGAUCUAUUUUGGAAAACAUUGCUCUAGGUCUAGUAAAUUCCCCACCGCAUGCACAUCUAGAGAAAGUUUUACUGAGUGGGGUUCUUUCCCAAGUGGCUGAAGACGUGCGGGGAGGAGAAGACCUCCUCAAAGCAGCAGAGAAAACAACCCCAGAGGUUGUUGAGAUUGUUCGAUUGGUUCAGCAUGCGGCAGACCUCGCAGAUGUUGCUAUCUUCAUAGGCCGCUUAGAAUUUGGGUUCGCGACUUUAGUUGGUUCAAGCGGAAGUCUGGUGAGUAAAGUCCUGUUUAUUUCUUUUUGGAAUUCGGUAUUCUCUCGAGAGUAA